This is a messenger RNA of Oryza sativa Japonica Group (Japanese rice), 1051 nucleotides long. Its product is annotated as pathogenesis-related protein 5. Gene Ontology annotation, biological process: defense response. Lineage: Eukaryota; Viridiplantae; Streptophyta; Magnoliopsida; Poales; Poaceae. Gene Ontology annotation, cellular component: extracellular region. The record is from RefSeq and is a predicted model, not a curated record.
UCUUUGAUGGUUUUAACCCCGGUUUUGUCUUACGUGGCGCUGAAUCAGCGUGGACCCACGUGGGCCCUACAUGUCAUGCUGCCACAUCACCCUCCUCUCUCUCUCUCUUUUUCCCUCUUAUCUCCCUUCCUCAUCUCUCUCUCUCUCCCUUCUCUGACAGCCGCAGGCAGGAGGAGGAGGGUGUUGGCGGCCGGCGAGGGGCGACGCGGCGGCAAUGAUGGCGGCGACGGGGAGAAGCUGCUGGUGGGUGGCGGGGAGGGGCGGCACGCGGGCGGCGAGGAGCAGCGCGCGGGCUCCCCCGCCGGCCGCCGCCCACGAGGCUCACGAGGCAGAGGAGGAGGCGGCGGGCGGCACGGCGGCGACGACACGGCAAAUUACUGAGGAUAUCACCAAGGUCCAUAUAAACAAGAUAAUCACCAGGCAAAUUACUGUUGCUGCUACUUCACCAUUUGUGCAUUUCCUCUUCUACUAUCUUAGCUGCAGCUCGCACGCUUUGAGUACGUGCAUUGUUCAACUGCCAUUUCUCUCCUCAAUUCCAAAAAAAUAUAUUCACCUUUUUCUCAUUCGAGCUAAACCAUUUCGAUCAAUGAAAUUCGGACGAUCUCCAACCCUUCUACUCCUCGUUGGGUUCCUAUGGUCGCAGCUGCAGUUCGGCGCUGAGGCAGCCGGCACGACGGUCUUCACGAUGCGCAACAACUGCACCUACACCGUCUGGGCGACCACCUUGUCCAGAAACACAGCGGUGGCCAUCGGGGCCGGCGGCUUCGAGCUGUCGCCCGGCGCCAACGUCUCGUUCCUAGCCCCGGAUGGUUGGUCCGGCCGCUUGUGGGCGCGCACGGACUGUGCAACCUCUGGCACCGCGUCCCUCGCCUGCGCCACGGGGGACUUCGGCGGCGCCGUGAGCUGCUCCCUCGGCGGCGCGCCGCCCGUCACCCUCGCCGAGUUCACGCUGGGCGGUGGCGACGGGAAGGACUUCUACGACGUGAGCCUUGUGGGCGGCGGCCGACGGGGGAGCCCGGGCGCCGCUCCUCCCCCCGCCAUGAAAAAAUGA